This is a messenger RNA of Magallana angulata, 2359 nucleotides long. RefSeq names its product metallo-beta-lactamase domain-containing protein 1-like. Lineage: Eukaryota; Metazoa; Mollusca; Bivalvia; Ostreida; Ostreidae. The transcript is spliced from 6 exons. The coding region runs from base 206 to 910 and encodes 234 amino acids. The record is from RefSeq and is a predicted model, not a curated record.
CGAGAAAGUUCGCAGAGUAAAUGAGAUCGACUUCCGGUAAACAUAUGCAUGAGUUUGACAGUUUGACUGUUUGUUUGAAACUAAUCUGAUUGUGUGAGGAGGUCAUCUUCUAUUUACUACAAACGGAUGACUUCUGCAGAAUUUUAAAAGAAAGAAGCAUCCACAACUUUUUGUUAUACAAGAAUUUAACUUAUUAUUUCCAAAAAUGUAUGAGGUUUCAGUGCUCAAAGAAGGAUACUGUCAACCAACGGCAGGAGGUAAGAAGAAAACUUGCGGCAGUAUCACUCUGAUCAAGGGCCGCCACAACAUCCUGGUGGACACAGGAAGUCCGUGGGAAAAAGACCUUUUGUUGCAAGCCCUACAGGGGUGCAGGUUGACCCCCCUGGACAUGGACUAUGUGGUGUGUACCAGUGGUCAUCCAGACAAAGUGGGGAACCUCAAUCUCUUCACCAAGGCCAAACACAUCGUCUCAGGAGUUCUCUGUUUCCAAGACAACUUUUUCCAGCAUGCCUUUAAGCAGGGUAUUCCUUAUGAAAUAGAUGAAGAUGUUGAGGUGGUUUCUACUCCGAGUCAGUCUGGAUCUGAUGUGUCAGUCAUAGUAAAGAAUACUCCACUAGGAACAGUGGCAGUGACAGGAGGACUGUUUGAGUGCUAUGAGGAUUUGGAGGACCCGAGUUUGUGGCAGGAUAACAGUGAAGACCCCGAAUCCCAGGAGCAGGGCCGGAUAGACAUGUUACAGUUGGCCAAUCACAUCGUCCCCGGCCAUGGCAAAAUGUUCCAGGUCCCCGAAAACUACAAGAAGCAUCUCAGGGUUGUUAUGUAUACAGAAGAACACUACGAACAAACCAUUGGCAAUACUACCACUUCCAGCCACCAAAGCGAGUAUGUCGUCUUUGAGAAAGAUGAUUGACAGGUGUCUGUCCAGUAAGAAAGGGUAGAAGAGGGUUCAUCUACAUAGAUAGUACCACUUUAAAAAUAUUUCUUUUGGUGUAAUUUCGUUUUCCUGAUUUGUUCAGUGUUGUGAUAAAAGUUAAAUAAUUUGAAAGGUUGUAAAUGUUAAUUAAUUUUUUUUAAUUAAUGAAAAAUGUUGAAUUUCACUACAAUAAUGACCUAAAAGGAAAUAAAUAUAAUCAUACUAAAUCUUACAUAGAUUAAAUCUUGUAUUAUACAGUGUAAUAUUAAAUAGCUUUAAGCUUCAUUUGGUGUGUAAACAAGAAGUGUUUUAUUCUUGGAUUGUGUGGUGUUUACUGUGUAUUUAUCAUUUGAUGUCUUUCAUAUUUUAUUUUUAUAUCUAGGAUGCUCUUCUACAUGUAUAUACAAAUUAUGGAAUGAUAUUUUCUAUUUUCUAGAGGAAACUAUAUUUUAAGGGCUAGCUGUAAAAGCCUGCCAAAAAUGAACAUUCUGAAUUGAUUUACAUGUAGAACCCAACAAUGUUCAAUGUCUCCUUUUGAUUAGAUUUCAAAAAGUGCUUUAUUUCUAGUACAUGCGUAUUAGAUACUGCAAGUGUAAAGAAAAAAUGACACAAAUGUCUUUUACAGUCACAAAGCAAUGAAUCUAUGCAUAAUUGCCUUUAAAAAAUUGAUUUAUAUUGGGCUGAAAUUGACUCUUAUUUUAUACAGCCCUUUAUUUAUAUAUAAUAUAUUGAAGUAUUUUUCAAAGUACAAUGUACAAGUAUGCAAAAUACCUCGUAAAUAAUUUUGUAUUUUUGAGUUAUUUUUUCUCUUCAUCGUUAAAAACCAUGAUAUGAUGUAUGUAAUGGCUACAAAAUUUACAUGUAGGUCCAUGUGGCUUGAACCUGCAACCAAUAGACAUGAUGAUCUAUGCAGUAUUAGGUGAUUUGAUAAUAACAAGAGUUUGUAAAGAAUGUUUAAAUAGAAUUUUUUUGAACAAUCAGUGAUAUUAACUAUUUAUUGAAAUGAGGACAUCUGUGAUAGACUUGUAAAGUUGCAACAUAGUAUGAUAUAUAACGAUCACUGUCUCAGAAUUUUUUGUAAGUACGUGUACUGUACAUUCAUUACUAUAAUACAGUAUUUGUGUGAUGACAAAUUGAUAGUUCCAUUGAUUAUCUUUAUUGUCUUUACAAUAUGAAUAUUUCUUUACAUAUACUGAUAUAUUUACAUCUACAGUAUUUAUUGUGUAUUACGCCAUUUUUUUCUUUCAACUGUGUAAACUUAUAAAUUGAAGCUAUAAUGAAUAAUGACAACAGAUGCAAUAUUCUUAUGAAAAUAUGGUUUGUCAAUAUCAUGUGCAUGUACAUCAAAAUAAUGUGCCUUUACAAUUAAUAUUUUUAUCUACAGCAUUUCUUCAAAGUAUAUUUUUGCAAUUAUAUUAAAGAUGUUGCAUUUUGUGAAACUUGAAA